AUGCUGCCGUACCUGUUCCCUGAGCUGUCCACCUUUGCUACAGUCGCCGAUCUUAUCACCCACCUUCGCACUAGUGAUGCUCGCCUGCGUGCCGCCCUUCCCACCGAGUUCUGCGCUAAGAAUCCCCCUCCACUGUACUGGACACUCCACUUCAUAGUCACCCGUCUCCCUGACACCCUCAGCUCAGUUCGAGACCACUUCCUUGCUCGCUGUCCCACUGAGCUCACAGUCGCCCUCCUAGAGGAGCAGCUGCUCGCGGCCGAAAAGAGCAUUGUAGCUGUCGGUGCUGCUCGUGGCGCUCCUCGCACCCCCAUCUUUGAGGGGUGUUCUCCCUCUCCCCUCGCUCCCUCCUACGCUACUGCUGCUGCUGUUGACUUCCUUGGUGCUGAGUCUGCUGGCGCUGCUUCUGCUCCUGGUGGGAGGCGCCGCACCGGCAAGGGCAAGGGGGGCAAGGGUGGCGGGGGUGGCGCUGGGGGGGGAGGAGGUGGGGGAGGUGGGGGGGGAGGCGGUGCUGGAGGGAGCGGUGGCGGGAGUGCUGGUGGGAGUGGGGUCGGCAGCGGAGGCGGGGGCGGCGGAGGGAGCGGUGGCGGUGGUGGCGGCGGUGGCGGUGGCGGCGGCGGCGGCGGUGGCGGUGGCGGCGGUGGCGGUGGCGCAGCAGCAGCGUCCCCAGACGACCCAGCAACUUCGUGA
Closterium sp. Yama58-4 is the source of this 690-nucleotide messenger RNA. The record is from the annotation of a GenBank genome assembly. NCBI's taxonomy places the organism in Eukaryota, Viridiplantae, Streptophyta, Zygnematophyceae, Desmidiales, Closteriaceae.